GCGAAGUUCAACGUUUUGGAGAUUCAUGAACAUUUUGAAACGUUUCUUGACAAACGCGAACACGCGAUCGAGUGUCUGGAAGGGGUUCGAAGUAGUUUGAAGCUUCAAGCUCUUGGCGAGGAACCGCAAAUUCCAGGAGCUUCUUUGAUUUACAUGCAAGAUCACCAGAUGGAUCUUAGCAAAGCUGUCAACCGCUUGGGAUUUCAACUCGUCUCUAUUUGGGAUUCAUUCACCAAGCUAAUUGCAUCAUUAUAUCCCUACUUGGUCCCAAACUGUCGUAGCAUUUGGGACGAUGCAAAAGAAGUUCGUCGCGAAAUGUGCGCAGCGAUGGAAGCUGCGGAAUCCGGAGUAGGGUUUCCGGAUUUUGACUGGACGGACGAAGGGAAGCGG
Molecule: messenger RNA, 390 nt
Organism: Notodromas monacha
Lineage: Eukaryota; Metazoa; Arthropoda; Ostracoda; Podocopida; Cyprididae
Source: the annotation of a GenBank genome assembly